Messenger RNA from Cantharellus anzutake, 966 nucleotides. RefSeq lists its product as uncharacterized. Lineage: Eukaryota; Fungi; Basidiomycota; Agaricomycetes; Cantharellales; Hydnaceae. The coding region runs from base 392 to 898 and encodes 168 amino acids. The transcript is spliced from 2 exons. The record is from RefSeq and is a predicted model, not a curated record.
GACCUAGACCUGCAGAGGGAGGCGAGAGCUCCGAAGUCGAGGAUCAAGGGUUUUCGGGAUAUCAAUGCAAGUGCAAGACAGCAUCAGAGUGUAAAUCACUCCUUCCCUAAAGCGAACUGCCGCCGAGGAACCUCCAGGAACCUAUCUAGGCCUCGCGCUUGCACCAGCAAUUUUAGCAGGAAAUGUAAAGCAGACCAUCCUCUUGCUUGGCGAGGCUUAAGGACUGUUCCUGAGGCUGAAGAUUGAUCGUAGUGCACCAGAUUCACGACCUUGUAAUCGACCAAGUAGACAUGACUUUACAGCGUCGGUUAGUGUGUUACACAGGCUACUCCCUUGGACACCAGAUCGAAUUAGUGUGUCGCGAGGAGCAACCGAACGUCCCAAACGUGUAAUGCCUGCCCCGCCCCCUGGAAAGGUGAACAAACUACUUGGUGGUAACGAUUACGAUCAUAAGCGUAACUCCAUGCAACUGAUCUCCAUACAAUCGAAUGCUCUUCAUGCAUGGGUGGUACGGAGGACUCCCCCGGGCGCCGAGGGUCGAGCAUGCAGGGGUGCCAAUCAGUGGCACGGGCUUUAUCAAGUUGUCGAGCGAGCAAGAGAGAGAAUAUCCAAUUCAGGCCUUCCGGUCAAUGCUAAAGAUGGGAGAGAAGCGAUCGCGGGACGAGGCUCCGAUAGACUGGCAGAAGCGCCACCGAUGUAUAUAUAUAUAUAUAUCCUUACGGGUCUUUGGAGCCCGUUAGAUGUUCGAGUUCGAUGGCUUCUCUUUCACAAUGAACUUCUACGGGAAUCGUCCCGCUUCCAUCCCCCCCCCCCCCCCCCGGAACUCCGGAUCGACGAAGCGGAGCCCGGCUGGAGAAGGCAGAGAGGUGUGGCCAGGGCGUCGGGCAGUAAACAGUAAAGCGUCACGCCAAUCUCUCUUUCGGAAAAAAAUGUUCAGCGGGAAGGCCCCACUUAGAGGAGCUGCCC